UUGUGUGUAUUGUAACGUUGUUUGAAAUCGUCGAAAUAUAGUGUAUUUUUUAUGAAAAUUUAACAUUCAUAGUGUUAGAAAAAUAAUAUAUUGAAUCAGUGGACCGUGUAACAAAGCGUGUCCAUGUUUUUCUACCUGCUAAAUAAUAGCCAAUAGCGUUAACUGUCUCAUUAUCAUUUAUUAAAUGUACAUGAGAACACGGAUUGCUUGUGAAGGAGCGUUUUUUCAUUCAUAUAUAUUGUGUCUCGAUAAAUUAAACAUUUAAUCGUAAGAGCCGGGUUUUAUUUAUUCAGCAGUACUAGUUCUGUAGCAACAGACGACUAAUUACAAACAUACUUGGAUCGAAAUGGACGAACCGAAAGAAGAUACGACAUGGAUUUCUGAAAAGCUGCCAUCAAAAGUUGAUAAUCCGGAAGUGACGUCAACUGAUACUACUGUUACAUCAUCGUCUGGAAGUGAUCGAUUGAAGCCAAAAUUAAAGAAAAGAGAAGUUUGGGGGAAGAAGAUUGAUUUCCUUUUAGCAUGUGUUGGUUUUUCCGUCGGUCUUGGAAAUGUGUGGAGAUUCCCUUUUCUGUGUUAUCGGAAUGGAGGAGGAGCAUUUUUGAUUCCCUACUUCAUAGCAGUUGUGGUAUGUGGUAUACCAUGUUUCUUCUUGGAAGUAUGUUUAGGACAGUUCAUGGCUCAGGGAGGUGUCAGUGCUUGGAAAAUAACUCCAUUGUUUCAGGGCAUAGGAUUUGCAUCUGCAAUCAUUGUAUUCUUACUUAACUGUGAAUACAAUAUAAUAUUGUCCUGGUCACUUUAUUACCUGUUUUCAUCCUUUACUGCUGUUUUGCCUUGGUCUCAUGGGAACAAUGAAUGGAACUCUGAGAACUGUACUAAUCUUUACAAGACAAAGUCAGUGAAUUCUACAAUAUCACUACUUGCCAACGUCACUGCUGACGUUGAGGAUGUUAUAUCUAAUCUGUCAAAGAAGUUAUGCGAUCCUGUCACAGAAUUUUGGGAGAGAAAAGUGCUGAAUCUGUCCAGCGGUGUGGACCACCCUGGAGCCAUCAAGUGGGACCUAGCCCUCUGCCUUUUACUAGCCUGGAUCAUCGUGUAUUUCUGCAUUUGGAAGGGCAUAAAAUCCUCCGGCAAGGUUAUGUAUUUCACGGCGACUAGUCCUUACAUAUUUAUGCUGAUAUUGUUAAUCAGAGGAGUAACAUUAGAUGGUGCAGAAAUAGGAUUAAAAUAUUAUCUUCUUCCUGAUUGGUCAAGACUACGUGACCCACAGGUGUGGGUGGAUGCAGGAACACAGAUUGUAUUCACAUAUUCUUUGGCUCUUGGUACUCUUACAGCCUUAGGGAGUUACAACAAAUUCCACCACAAUGCUUUCAGGGAUUCGAUUAUAUUUUCCUGUAUCAAUAGUUUUACUUCCUUGUUGGCUGGUCUAGUCAUAUUUUCUGUACUCGGGUUCAUGGCUAAACGACAAGGAGUUUCAAUUGCUGAUGUGGCUGAAUCUGGUCCUGGAUUGGCAUUCAUUGCAUAUCCAGAAGCUGUUGCACAGAUGCCUGCCGCUCCAUUCUGGUCAGUCUUGUUCUUCGUGAUGAUUUUACUUCUUGGACUUGAUAGUCAGUUUGUAGGUGUAGAAGGCUUCGUAACAGCAAUUGUCGACUACUUCCCUCAUCAGCUGAGGAGAGGGAAAAGGAGGGAAAUUUUCAUUGGAUGCGUUUGCAUCUUCUGCUUUUUCGUUGGGUUAUCCAUGGUUACAGAGGGCGGAAUGUAUGUAUUUCAGUUAUUCGACUACUAUGCGGCCAGCAGAAUUGUUCUUGUAAUGACCUUCUUCGAGUGUGUGGUGGUAGCUUACAUCUACGGUGUUAAUCGUUUCUAUGACAACCUUCAAAUGAUGUUUGGUUACAAAUUGUCACCCUUCAUGAGUCGACUUAUGAAAGUGAUGAAGUACAUGUGGGCGAUCUUCACACCCCUUUUCAGCAUGAUUAUAUUUAUAGUUGGAGCUAUAAGUUAUUCUGAAUUGGACUACAAGAGGAAGAGCCUCACUUACCAGUAUCCUUCAUGGGCUAUUGGAGUUGGUUGGAUAUUGGCAUUAAGUUCAGUGAUAUGGGUGCCAAUAGUUUUCAUCGUUAGACUUCUCCAGACACCAGGAACAUUGAGAGAACGUUUUGUCAUUACCACAAUGCCACGCUUACAAAGGCAUCAGAUAAGAGAAGGAGAAGAUAUGAGUAAAAUAUGUGUUAUAGAUGACGAAGGAGAAGAAGAAAGUCAUAUCGCUACAUCUUCAAAUACAGAGCCAACACUUCUUUCCAACAGUAUGGAGUAUGAAAAAUUCUUACAAAAAGACUCAAAUGUUUGAUAACGGCUUUGAUAACAUUGCAGUUUUUAUAUUAUGUUGGAACUUCUUUUCAGUUUUAUGAUAGAAGUGUAAAUGAAAGAAAUAAUUGUGAUGUAUUAGGUUUUACUUGGGAUUUUAAUCUUUAGGUUUUACUUGGGAUUCGAAUCUCUGUGUUUUACUUAGGAUUUAAAUCUUUGGGUUUUAUUCGGAAUAGUAAUCCUUAUUCUGACUUAGUCAUCAGACUGCCAUCAAGGCAUGUAUGAAUAACAAAAUAAGCUGUUCAAGAUGACCAGUAACGUUACAAAGGAUGAUAGAUUUUUGGAAUGGUUUUACUUCUGAAAUCAUGAACAAAUAUUUUCAGAAUUAACUUAUAGUUUAAUUGAUCAAGUGAUAAUGACCAAUUAAACAUGAAAAUAUACCAGUAAGGAUGAUCAGGAUUUUGCUCAUAGUGUUCAGGAAAGUGUAAACAAAAACAUUAAUAAUAAUUUGUCAUGUCAAAAAUGUAUUUAAAAAUAUGUAGACAGCUUCCACCAAAUUGUCUUACAUAUAUCUUAGGGAUUAUGCAGCACUUUUCAUUUUACUUUUUCAUGCUGAUACGAUUUUUAACCUAUCUUGAAGGACUUCUGAUUUGUCCUGGCGGUAUUAAAGGACUGGUUAUUAUCAAUACAUUGUUAUUUUUUUAUAUGUUUUAAGAAUAUUAACUUGAUCUUGUUUUUAUAUUCCCAACAUCAAUGUAACCUUGUAUGGUUUAAAUGUGUCUUUCUAAGGUUAUUGUGAUAAUUAUCUAAUAUUUGAUACUUUUAACAUUGAAACAAAUUAUAAAGUAAUUUGGGAUAACGAAAUGACAAGGUCAGUAACGUUUUUAAAUAUCUCCAUUUAUUUUCAUUGUCAUUUAUUAACUUAUUUAAGGGCAUGCUGUAAAUAGUGACGUUUGACAUUUCAUACUUUAUCACAUUGUACCCUUUCUAUUUUAGUUGUCCCACUACAGAUGAUAAUGACUCUAUUUUAAUUUUCCUACUUAUAAAUGAUAAUGUCUCUACACAAGUUGUCCUACAAUAUAUCAUUAUGACAGAGAGUAAUUAUGGAAGAAGAUCUGACGUAGUUGUAUGAGAUUUAUAAAUGUU
Molecule: messenger RNA, 3450 nt
Organism: Mytilus trossulus (common blue mussel)
Lineage: Eukaryota; Metazoa; Mollusca; Bivalvia; Mytilida; Mytilidae
Product: sodium- and chloride-dependent taurine transporter-like
Exons: 14
Coding region: 347-2347 (666 amino acids)
Biological process (GO): sodium ion transmembrane transport
Cellular component (GO): plasma membrane
Molecular function (GO): gamma-aminobutyric acid:sodium:chloride symporter activity
Source: RefSeq, a predicted model, not a curated record